GUGACUCAUCGGCGGAUUUUGACUAAGACAGGAGCGAACUUAGUGUCGCGACAAGGCGGCUCAAAAAACAACUUCACAAACUUUUUGUUAGCUAUUCGCUUCAUCACUAUCAACCAUUCCCGAACGGGAUUAUUAGACUACGAGACUGAUGGAUUCCCUUUGGGUCUUCCCUUUUUUUACAGCAUUGGAGUUUUCCGGCGUUCUCCGAGUUUGCGGGAAACAGAAAGACAGUCCUUUCAGUAACAUGUUGCAUUUCAACGAACUUUGCCGGUUCUGUGACAUGGAACCUACCAAUUGCACCAAUACUGGCUCCUGCAUAAGUAACUGCAACAAGAGCUCCAUCUGCGAGAGCAGGGAUGAAGUGUGUGUCUCAAUCUGGAGGAAGCAAGAUGCCAAUGUGACUAUAGAAACUCUGUGCCACAAUCCAGCAUACCCUCUGUAUGGACACGUGCUGGAUGACUACAAUAAUACAAGAUGUGAGAUGAAAGAAAAGAAGGCUCGGGGUUCUGUGUUCUACAUUUGCUCGUGCUCAAAGGAGGCAGAAUGUAAUGACAAGCUGAUAUUCACAGAUGAUAUCCCAGUGGAUGUGGAAUCUAUCACCAAAGUGAUCCUUGUCACUCUCAUCCCACUGCUCGUCAUUGCUUUCGUGGUGACCCUUGGUUAUUACUUGUACCGGGUCCAGAGACAGAAGGCCCUGAACAGAGAGUGGGCAAAGGAUCAGAAGGUCAAGAAAGCGGGUCAUCGGAUCCGGGGGCCGAUUGACCGGAGCGAAGGGUGCGCCAUCCGCCUGGACGACGACCAGUCUGACAUCAGCUCCACCUGCGCCAAUAACAUCAACCACAACACUGAACUGCUGCCCCUGGAGCUGGACGGCAUCGUGGGCAAGGGCCGCUUCGCUGAGGUCUACAAGGCCAAGCUACGACAGAGCACCUCCGAGCAGUUCGAGACUGUGGCCGCGAAGAUCUUCCACUUCGAUGAAUACGUGUCCUGGAAGAACGAGAAGGAGAUCUUCUCUGAUGCCAACCUGAAGCACGAGAACGUGCUGCAGUUCCUGACGGCAGAGGAGCGGGAUACAGAAAUGGGCAAGCAGUACUGGCUGAUCACCGCCUAUCACCCCCAGGGCAACCUGCAGGACUACUUGAUGAGGCACGUUGUCAGCUGGGAGGAUCUGUGCCUGCUGGGAGGGUCGCUGGCCAAGGGGAUCGCCCACUUGCACAGUGAAUACACCCCCUGUGGCCGGCCGAAGAUUCCCAUUGCCCACCGGGACCUCAAAAGCUCCAACAUUCUGGUGAAGAACGACAUGACCUGCUGCCUUUGCGACUUUGGCCUGUCCUUGCGGUUGGAGUCGUCUCUGUCAAUAGAUGACUUGGCUAACAGCGGGCAGGUUGGCACAGCCAGAUAUAUGGCCCCUGAGGUGCUGGAGUCGCGCAUUAAUUUGGAGGACAUUGAAGCAUUUAAGCAGACGGAUGUGUACUCGCUGGCACUUGUAUUGUGGGAGAUAGUAUCGCGAUGUACAGCUGUUGGCGAAGUGAAAGAUUACGAGCCAGCCUUCGGUUCCAAAGUCCGGGAGCAUCCGUGUGUGGAAAGCAUGAAAGAUGUUGUUCUCAGGGAUCGGGGCAGGCCGGAGAUCCCCAACAGCUGGCUUAAUCACCAGCUCGUACAGCAGGUGUGUGAAAUUAUUGUGGAAUGCUGGGAUCACGAUCCCGAAGCCCGGCUCACCGCUCAGUGCAUAGUGGAACGUUUCAAUGAUUUGGAACAAAUGGACAAGCUCUCUGGUCGGAGCUGCUCUGAGGAGAAGAUUCCAGAAGACUGCACUGUCAGUGAGACCAAGCAGAACCUGAAGGCAGUCACCGUGGUGUAAGACCCUGUAGGCAGUCACCAAGGUCAGCUGACUGAGUGGGAGAAACAACCCAAAGCAAAUAACAAGGAAUUUGUACCAGAGGGGAGAAUUUGAUGUCCCGCAGAAGCAAUUCUGUGCCUCUUGCUGACGGACAUGUAAUUCUUCACAAAGACAGUGGAACUCUGGGAGCAGGAACCAAGGCCAGAAUUUCUGACUUGUUACAGCCAUAUUCUGAUUGGUCACUGUUCAGGAAGCCAAAGAUUCCAUCUUGUAACCAUUAAUUUUGCACUUUAUUAAUAUAUGUGUGUAUAUAUAAAGUACAGGUAUAUAUCUUGAGGAACUUUUUUAUAUACAAAGUAUCAUAAUCAUGUGUGCCUGUUAGAGUUGUAUGCAGCAAUAUGGCACUUGUAAUUUCUAUUCCCUCAAAAAAUCAUAUUUUGUUCUUUCCUGCAUUGGAUUUUGUACAGUGUAGGAACAAAUGGAAAUAGGAAUCAAAUACCAAAAAAAACAACAGAUUGCUGCUAGAUGGAUGAAAUUAAGCAAGGGGUAGAGAUCAUGGAGGGAAGGGGAAGUCUCGAGGAACAAGCCCUAUAUAUCCGGGGUGUGAAAGCGGGUGAUCAGGCCUGCCGAUGGCCUCUCACUGGAGAGUGGGACUGUUCAAAUGUGAAAUAAAACCAGACCUCGUUCCGUUGGAGAGUUGGGUUGCAAUGGCAUCAGCAGUUUAGCAGGGAGGACUGAUUUACCUAAAGUGGUGGGAGGCAAACCUCGGCAUGAUGGUAGUGACAUCAAUGCUUCUAUUUGAGUGUCUCUUAAACGUGGGUCUGGUGCGGAGUCCGGGACAAGGUUUCACCUGAAGACCCACAGCCUCAGAAGCAGCGAGCUGUAAGGUUCUAGAUAUGAAAGGAAUCGGGUGCAGAGAGUGGAGUGGCUUUGAGGUAAAAAAUUAGCUGUGAUUUCAUUGAGCGACGGAGCCAAGUGGUUUUGCUAUUUCUUGCGCAGCCAAUUGUUUGCUCUGCAGCAAGAAAAUACAGCAACAAAUUGGAAGCCCCAAAUGCCUACUGUAGACAUUAGGCAGGUGAGGUUGGGUCACUCAGACAGACGGACUGCGUUGUUUUUUUUUAAUGCUACAACUGGCUUUGGCAUCUCUAUGCUGUGGUGGGGGUGGCGCGGG
Mobula hypostoma (lesser devil ray) is the source of this 3011-nucleotide messenger RNA. RefSeq names its product transforming growth factor beta receptor 2b (gene tgfbr2b). Bases 149 to 1861 code for a protein of 570 amino acids. Gene Ontology annotation, molecular function: transforming growth factor beta receptor activity, type II; transforming growth factor beta binding; SMAD binding. Gene Ontology annotation, biological process: heart development; transforming growth factor beta receptor signaling pathway; protein phosphorylation. NCBI's taxonomy places the organism in Eukaryota, Metazoa, Chordata, Chondrichthyes, Myliobatiformes, Myliobatidae. Gene Ontology annotation, cellular component: plasma membrane; signaling receptor complex. The transcript has 7 exons. The record is from RefSeq and is a predicted model, not a curated record.